Fusarium redolens is the source of this 5779-nucleotide messenger RNA. RefSeq lists its product as uncharacterized. Bases 239 to 5779 code for a protein of 1846 amino acids. The record is from RefSeq and is a predicted model, not a curated record. Lineage: Eukaryota; Fungi; Ascomycota; Sordariomycetes; Hypocreales; Nectriaceae. The transcript is spliced from 3 exons.
CCCAUUACCUGCAAUUUUCUGGCCUGUCCGGACCUGAGGUGCAAUCGUCACCGCAGCAGAUUGCAACUCUGCGUCACCAAAGUCAAUCAACAACAUUCUCAUUCUCUUUGCGCCCACCCGACGACACAUUGGGAGCCUCAUCAAGUGAUAGGCGCGCAAUCAGCAAUCAUUUCCCCAAGACUCAGCGCACUCUUAGCAUGCUGAUGCGAUAGCGCGACCGACAGAGCAGUCAGCCAAAAUGGCAGGCCAGGAGCCUCUGCGACAAUUUCGAGAUGUCAAAGAUGCCGUCUAUCGCUAUGACUCCGUUUUCGCGUCAAUCAAGUCGCCAGCUGAGCUUUAUGAGGAGAAAUUGAGAUCAGUUCAAGAUCGCAUUGCGCAAAUAUGGUCCGAACUGCCAUCGGCGCCGCCGGACCAAACAUCCAGGCUUCAGGAUAAUCUGAUUGAGCUGGCUGGCCAGAAGAAGGAAAUGGAAAUCGACCACAAAACCAAUAUCGAGCACUAUGAUAGGAUUCACGCGCAGAAGAUUCGGGAAACAAUGGACUCGUUCCGCGACCAUCUCUUUCAACUCAUGGGAUCAACCAGUGGACAGUCGCAAUUUCAGAUGACGCCUGACACUACUGGGCUUGGGACUGAGCGAGUUGAGAGCGCACCCAUGGAGCCAGAGUUUCCGGAACAGGAACCAAUUGUCCCUGUUCCUGCAGAUGAUGAGAUGGACGAUGGACCAAUGUUUGACGAUAACCUGAUGGAUGAACCAAUGCAUGACGGCGCUGAUGAUAACGAACCCACGGAAGACAAUUUACCCCAGGAGGACAGUGCGAUGCAAGAACCUGUUGAGACUGAACCUUACAACGAAGAACCUACAGGAAAGGAACCUUUCGAGACGGAACUUACCAACGGGGAACCUGCGGAAGAAGAAACCGCCGAGGGGGAAACUGUUGAAGAAUCUGCAGAGGAAGAACUCGUGGAGAGGGUAUCCGUCGAGGAGGAAGCUGGUGCGGACAGUACUGAAGAACCUAAUGACGAGGAAGCUGCAGAAGCAGAACCCGCCGAGAGAGAACUCGUUGACGAUGAACUUAUCGCAAACAGGACUCGAAAGCCUAGCAAUCGCGCAAAAGCUUUUAGCAGAGACAUUGCUGCCCGUGACAAUAUUUCUGCUCGUCAGGCCAGGUAUACUUUCAGUCCAUCACCGACUCCGGCCGCUGAAACCAUCACGGUACAAGCGGACGAGUCGGACGAAGAAGAGGAGGAAGAUGAGGACGAAUCGGAAGAAGAAGAGGAAAAGGAAGAGGAAGAGGCAUCUGAAACUGAAUUUUCUGAACCUGAUGAAGCUCCCCCAUCACCACGACAAACCAGAUCAGGAGGAACCAAGCGCAAGGGAAGCUUUUCAAGUCCGAUGACGAAAACCAAACGCCAAAAGUCGGAACGGGAAUCUUCUACUACUAAAGUAACACAAAAUAAUGCAACAACAACAGAGCCACCGCGACGCCAGACUCGAUUACGUCAACGAUACCACGACCCAACAGGCGCUGACGAAUUCAAAGGUAUCACCAACCCAAAAUGCGGAAAGGUCUAUUUGACGUACUGGGACAAGACCAAAGAGUGGCUUGCCGUCCUCAUUCUUCCUAUGGGCAGUUUCGACAAGGUUGGGAUUCCUGGAUCUAUCAAAACCUGCGGCCUAGCAGACUCCCUUCCACCUUGCUACCAGUACGGCAAAGUCUCCGGAGAAUACACGUGGGCCAAACCUUACGAGACUGGGAAUACUCUCGUCCAAGAACGCAUGUUUCCGGUCAUGUACUUUGACGGUCGAGACUUUCCUAACAGGAGUGCCAUUGACUGGAUCGAGGCCAAGGAUUUGCGGAGAUUUGACCCAAACCUCAACAACGACCUUCUUCCUCACAUCAAAGAGGUCGACAAAUAUCUGAAAACUGAUCCGGCAAGAGCAGCUUUGCAGGAGGAAGACGAGGAUGAGGAGGCAGUACCGUACAAAGAAAGGACUGAGUCUCAAGCACCGAAGCCUGAAGAAUCGAAGGGGAAAAAACGCAAGUCAAGUGAACGCCGGACGGCAGGAUCCAGCAAAGCCGAGACAAAUUCAAAGAAGCACGCUCCAGCAAUAGACACAGAUGCUCAGAAGGUAACGCCUACGCCGGAACAGAUGGCAGCACAUAGGACAGCAGCACUGAAGCCUUACGUGCUGAGGAUAGCUCAACAACACAGCAACUCGGACAAGUCAAAAACAACAAAGACUGCGACUUCAAAGUCAGCAACGACGACCCCUGCGAGAUCAAAUGAGAAAGAUUCAAAUGGUCGGCCUGCAUCUAAACCGUCAUCUCAAAAGCCAGCAGGGUCGAAGUCAUCGGGCUCAAAGCCAGGAGCAGCGAAUCUGACCAGACCGGCGGGGAAAGGAUCUAAUCAGCAUGCACCAUCAGCCCAUAGGCCAUCAGAUUCGAAGCCACCAGGUAACUCAACUCCCAAGCUAACAGCUGCGAGACCUGCAGAAAAAGAAUCAAGUCAGUCUGCGCCGAAGCCAUCAACAGCAAAGCCAGCAACGGGGAGACCAGCCGAGAAAGAGACAAACCAGCCUGCCCUAAAAGCGUCAGCACCAAAGACAGCACCGAAACCUGCUGAGAAGGAAUCAAAUCAGCCUGCAUCGAAACCAUCAGCACCGAGGCCUGCCGAAAAUCGUCAGAGCAACAAUGCCCAAAGAAGAUCAAAGCCAACAGGUCCAAGGCCAACUGUAACAAGGACAGCAUCAGGGACACCGGCCGAGAACGAGCCAAGCCAGCCCGUUGCAAAGCCACUAGCACCAAAGCUAGCAGCUUCCAGGCCAGCUGAGAAGGAAUCAAAUCCGCCUGCGCCAAAGCCAACUGAAAAGCCCCCGAACAAGUCUGCCCAGACCGAGACUCAGGCACCUGCAACUGCGGAACGUCAAGUCCCUCCUCCAAUUUCUGAUGAAAAUCAAAUGGAAUUUGAGCCUGUGGAUGAUGAGCCUGCUCCAGCUUUGGAAGACGGCUCUCAAGCUGCCCCUGUCGGGCAACAAGCUCCCCAGCCCAGAGCCAACCCUCCGCCUCCAGCUCCAAGAGCACCAUCAGCGCCGCCAAGGCCCCAGUCUGUUCCUCAGCCCAACAAUGUUUCUCAUCAUCCCUUGCCAGUGCCUUCACCUGUGCCAAGGCCUGCCAGUACUAGGAAUCCGCCACGGCCACUACCCGGUGAAGAUGUCAAGAAGGAGAAGAAGCCUAUCGUCGUGAUUGACAUUUCGGAUGAUGACUCAGACGGUGCUGCUGAAGACAAUGCCGCUGCUGCACGUACGUUAUCGCAACAGGCUUCCCGAGCCCAAGUUCUCCAAGAGUUGACUGCCGCUCUGCAAGGAGACUUAACCGCCAGCCAACAACGAACGACAACAGCCCAACGUACUGACGCGGCUCGACGAAGGGCAGUUGACAUUGCGCUAGCGGCACUGAGUGAGGAUGAACCCUCGAAUUCUUCGGCUGGACAGACGCGGGACGGGAGAUCUCAUGAUUCGAUGCGUAGGUCUGUGCAAGGAGGAACACGUGCCCCACUCUACAGCCCAGCUGUGACAAUCACGUCUCUGCCAGACCAAGACCAAGCACAAGCGGUGAACACGAACCGGAGCAUCGAUAGGCAACUCGGCUCUGGAUCACUUCCAACCCCGCCAGCCCAGUCAUUGCCAGGGCCCAUGGACACCGAUAACUAUUCAUCACGACCGCCAUACAGCACAGGACCAAGUCCGAUAGGCCCACCAUAUCGCCAGCCACCUCCUGAGCAGCAUUCAGACCUGCAGCAGCCUCAGCCACGACAAGCGCAGGCUUCUCAACAACAGCUCCUGACUGAGUUCAUGAGUGCGGCACCCAGUCACCCAGAAACCUCAUCUCGACGCCCAAGUUAUGAUCAGGCACCCCGGAUGCCCGAACCUCCUCCCACGACUCAAUACUGGCAUACGCAAGGGCGAUUGCAACAGACAAACGAUCCUCAGCAAUUGCCUCAGAACCGAUACCAGCCAAGCCAGCAAUCGCAUGCUUCCCCUGUGUCCACUGCACCUCAGAUUCAGUAUCCGCGACCUGAUGUACAACAGCAAUAUCCUUCCCAACAGGCGGCUCCAUCGUAUCAUCAAAAUACGCAGAACCAGGCGCAACAACCUCCAGCGCAGCCCUAUAACCAGCCGCCGCAACCUUAUCAACACCUGCCUCCGGUGCAAUAUCAACCGCCGCAACCCGCCCAACAACACCAUGUUGCUCAUCAGCCGGCCCCAACUCAGCAUCAUGAUACACAGGCGCAAGCGCAACCGGGGGGAGGGUCUACUCAACGCACUCCUUCUCUUUCACACCUGAUGCACAGACAUUUGCAUGAAUCUCCACAAAACCAUCGUAACCAGCCGCUGUCGCCACUACCGCAGGCUUCUCCCCCCAUCUCUUCUGCUCAAACUCACAACCAGACAUCGCAUACAUCACAUACAUCGCGUCUAUCUUGGUCCAGCCCGUGUGCCAGUUCUUCAACACAACCUCCACCGCAUACGGGCCAAUUGCCAAGUGUUCCAACGGUCGCCUCACAGCAAGCUGUCCAACAUCAGGCGCCUCUCCGUACCAGCCAUGAGUGGCCAACCGCAUAUCAAAAUGGUCAAGGACAGGUACAACAGGCCGGAGCUCCUGCUGAACAGCCUUUCUCGUCUCAAUAUCAAGCUGCGCCCUCAAACCACUCUCGAUCAGCGUCUGGCCACAGGCAAAACGAGCAGCGGCCUGCCUACCAACCAUCAACUCAUAACGCACCUCAGGCUUACCCCCCGCUGCCCUGGAAUCAGCAAGCAACAACCCAGGCUUCGAAUCUCCUUCCUCCACGGCCACUAACAUCCUUCGACCCACAUCUUCAACAAGAUCCGAACCUACUUCCUCCUUUAGCAUCGAGUAACAGGCCACCGGAACGACCUUAUCAGCCUUCUUAUAACCCCUAUUCGACCAUUCCUAACAUAACGCAACACCACGAACCACCUUAUGCCGGAAUCUACCCACCCCAGCUUCCUCGACUCCGAGAAGCUGGUGCUGGCUCACCACCAGCAAUCUCCCAAGUACAACCUCAACAACCUGCACCUGCAACAGCCUACCAUCCGGCUCCGCUUCGCCAAGUUGCCCCAGCAUCUGGGCCUGGGCCUUCACCGAUACAGCCAGCAGUAAGCCCCCAAGUACAACGGGCCUUGCCUCCGCCGCCAGAGCCUUCAGCAACUCCAGUCUCACAGGCAUCGGCGCAAACGACUUCUAACCAACAAGCUGAGUCUGAGUCUGGUUCGUCCCGUGAUAAGAGAGACAAACGGGACAAGCGGGAUAAGCUAGACUCAGAACCACCUGAGAGCACCCAACAAACCUCAACAGCCGCGCCAGCACCUCAACCGGAACCUGUCACCGGGGAAGCCGACAAUUUUCAUCCAUACGUCCAGGUUGAUCUCAACCUUGCUCAAGACCCUCCCGACUGGGGUGACUCGAUGCCAUUUGAGCUCGUUCAAUUCAUCGCUGAAUGGGAACGCCUACGCUCUCUACGACAAGGUCUGGAAGGUCUACGAAAUUGGAAGGGUGGUCUCGAAUGUUUGUUCUGCACUGGUCACGAACGGGUGCCUUAUGUCUAUGACCGCAAGAAUUAUUUUGAGAAGCAUCUCUUGGAACACUGGAAGAAGCAGAAGAAGCUUCAUCCUGAGGGGCUAGAUCCUGCCCCGCGCCCAAGACAACGGCAACAGCAGUACACUUUUAGGGACGGUACCGCAAAUCUCAAUUUUUGA